AUGGCAGCCACGAGCAUUACUUCGAAAUUCAGCCUCAAAGGCAAAUCAUACAUUGUGACUGGAGGUGCCAUGGGUAUUGGCUACUGCAUCACAAAAGACAUUGCAGAAUCUGGCGCAAAUGUGGCAGUUCUCGAUCUCAGAAGUGAACCGCUUGAGGACGUGUACGGCUUAGCAAAGCAGUUUGGCGUGAAAGCAGACUAUUUCCAGGCAGAUGUCAGCGAUGAGAAGUCUUUGACAGCUGCUUUUGAGAAGGCAGUACAGUCGUUAGGCAGGAUCGAUGGUAUUGUGACCGCUGCCGGCAUCGCCAUUGACAAGCCAUUUGUUGAUCAAAAGUGGGAGGAAGUCGAAAAAGUGCUCCAAGUCAACGCUAUGGGUUCUUUCUUCGCAGCACAGCUGGCAGUCAAGCAGCUUCAGAAGCAAGGCACAGGCGGCAGCAUUGGUGGCGUGAAAAUGCUGUCCAAGGUCCUGUCAGCAGAACUUGCGCCGAAGGGCAUCAGAGUGAACUCCAUAAGUCCCGCCUUUAUUGAGACAAACCAGACCAGAGGUGCCAGAGAACAUACCACCAAGGCCGCUGGUGACUUGAUGCAGACUGCACCACCAAUGGGACGAAUUGGCCAGCCAGAUGAAGUUUCGCCUGCCGCCAUCUUCUUCCUCAGCGAUGCUGCCACUUAUGUUACUGGAGCAGAUAUACUUGUCAGUGGUGGCAUUCAUACCGGCCGAGGAGGAGAUUACGAUAUGGUGUAG
This is a messenger RNA of Pseudocercospora fijiensis CIRAD86, 744 nucleotides long. RefSeq lists its product as uncharacterized. The record is from RefSeq and is a predicted model, not a curated record. The transcript is spliced from 4 exons. Bases 1 to 744 code for a protein of 247 amino acids. Lineage: Eukaryota; Fungi; Ascomycota; Dothideomycetes; Mycosphaerellales; Mycosphaerellaceae. Gene Ontology annotation, molecular function: oxidoreductase activity, acting on the CH-OH group of donors, NAD or NADP as acceptor.